Messenger RNA from Seriola dumerili (greater amberjack), 1615 nucleotides. It is a transcript of the gene tspan6, whose product is annotated as tetraspanin 6. Bases 120 to 875 code for a protein of 251 amino acids. NCBI's taxonomy places the organism in Eukaryota, Metazoa, Chordata, Actinopteri, Carangiformes, Carangidae. The transcript has 8 exons. Gene Ontology annotation, cellular component: membrane. The record is from RefSeq and is a predicted model, not a curated record.
GACGACACUUCCCCCUCUCUUCUUGGAUUUAUCCCCGAAGUUUUUUUCUCCUUUCCCCUUAGAGGCGCAGUGAAGUGAACUUUUCUCUUCUUUUCUCAACCCAAAGUAAAAACACCACUAUGUCGCCGCCGUCUCGACGGCUUCAGACGAAGCCAGUGAUUACCUGCCUGAAGACUUUCCUUAUCUCCUACAGCCUCAUAUUCUGGUUCACAGGCGUGAUCCUGCUGGCAGUCGGGGUGUGGGGGAAGGUGAGCCUGGAGGCCUAUUUCGCCCUGGCUUCUGAUGAGAGUACCAAUGCACCAUAUGUCCUCAUUGGGACUGGAGCCACCAUCAUUAUUUUUGGACUGUUCGGUUGCUUUGCUACAUGUCGCGGCAGCCCAUGGAUGCUCAAACUGUAUGCCAUGUUUUUGACCUUGGUGUUCCUGGCUGAGCUUGUAGCAGGCAUCUCAGGCUUUAUCUUCAGACAUGAGAUCAAAGCCAAAUUGGGCAGUGCCUAUGACAAUGCUGUGAAGUACUACAAUACCACUGACAGCAGCAGCGCUGCAGUUGACGCCAUACAGAGGACUUUGCAUUGCUGCGGGGUGAAAAAUUACACUGACUGGAGUGAAACAGAGUACUUUAAAGAGAAGGGCAUCCCUACCAGCUGCUGUAAAGACAACACCAAGUGCUCAGAGGAGACCCUGAAAGACCUUGACAAGGCUAAAAAAGAGGUGUACACGACGGGCUGCUUCGCAUUGGUGACCCAUGUGAUGGAGGCCAACCUGGGAAUCAUCGCAGGGAUCUCCUUUGGGAUUGCAUUUUUCCAGCUCAUUGGGAUAUUCCUGGCCUGCUGCUUGUCUCGAUACAUCACCAACAACCAGUAUGAGAUGGUCUAACAGUGACCUUCCACAGGUUACUGAUAGGCAGCGCCUGAUGAAAACUGAGUUAAAUGAAUCUCCUAUGAUUUUAACAUUUUGUGUGUGUCUUAGUUAUUAUCAUUUUAGAGAGGGAAAAACACUCACGGCUUCUUCUUUUAUUCAGUCUGACCAAUGACAAACAAGCAGAAGGGAAUAAUGUGAAAGAAAAUUCAAAAAGGGACAAUACCCGCAGCGUUGUUUUAGUGAAGAGAAAAGGGACCUGGACAUUCAGGGAUCAGUGUUACUCCUGGGACUUAAUUAGUGAAUUUCCAUCAAAUAGAGAUGUCAUUACAUAGAUGUUACUUUUUCAUCUUGGGUAAAUAACUCUUACAGUUUCUUGUCUUUGUAUAAUGCCUUUGCCUUAUUUUGUAAUUUUGCUAUAAUUAGUCUGUAGUCUGUAGCAGAUGAAAGCUAGACAAUAAGCUGAUAAAUGUUGGACUUCUCUGCAACACUAAGUGAAUUUAGCCUGAGAUAUGGACAAGAUGUCGCCACCCUGAAAUCAAGACCAUGUGAUUUACAGUAAGGAUUUAGGAGUUGUGUGGAAAAUGAGCCUUACUGAUGAUUGUGUUGGCCAGUAUUGUUGAAAGCCUGCGUUCAUGUGUGCCAAUUAGAGCAGCCCAGCCACCUUUGUAUCACAGUUUUCAGUGUUAAAUUGUUAUUCUUUUGUGGAUGCAUGUAAAAUACUUGAAAAAAUAAAAUAAAAUAAAAAUUAAAUUCAG